AUGUAUCCUCGGUCGCGACAUAAGCAGCUUCUGGACUAUGUUCUCGUCCGGAGACGAGACCAGUGGGAUGUGCUGAUGAUAAAGGUGAUUGUGGGAUGCCGACGGGGGGACAGACCAUCGUCUCUUCAUCUCCAGGACGCGAAUUCGCCUACAGCCUCGAAGGAGUCCUCAAGGUAAGCGACCCCCAGGUAGGCUGAAUAUUGCAUUGUUGUCUUUGUCCGCUCACCAUCUCCAUUUCAGCAACGAGCUAGGUAAGCAGCUAGACAACUUUCCAGUCGCUGCCGCCGCGGUCGUGAACGCCUCCGUGGAGGACCGAUGACGUCAACUGCGGGACACAGUUCAGUCGACGGUGUUGGCCGUCCUCGGUCGCGCACGCCGCCAACACUAAUACAGAUUCGACGACAACGAUGCCGCCAUCAGCAACCUGCUCGUCGAGCAGAACGGCCUUCACAAAGCCUACGUCGACCGCCCCACCGACAACAACAGAGCUGCCGUCUGAUAGAAGCGAACAGGUGGGUUCCAGGUUGCAGUUCAGAAGACGAAGAUGCGGUCACUGGAGCAAGAAAUUUAUUGGCCUGACGUUUCGGAUUAUUGCUCGAAUCCAUCAUCAGAGGCAUUCGCAGAUAAAGAUGAUGGUGGCACAAGGCUUGCAGUACUUAUAGCACGUGGUCGUCGUGGGACCAUACGCGCCGUAAUUAAUAGCUCUCGCAAUCACCGAUGGGGUCGUAAUUGAUGCGGUGGUGGCUUUCUAGUCCGAGUCCGAGUCGUUAAUUGCCGUGAUUUCGUCAUCCGUGCUGGAUGCUGGUGUGACGAUUGCUCGGCAAAUCGCCUCUCUGUCACUGGGAUAAUUGCUCGCCCGCGUCCUGCUCACGUGACUGGUCCCUCUGCUCAGGGAAAAUCGCAGUACAGAAUAUGGUACCGGGAGGUCAUUGUGCUUGUUGAUGGAUUGCGGGCCUGAGAACCAUGACUCGAGCAGCUCGCGGCUCACGCGGUUGUCACCCCUUGCGAGGAUUUCGGCCUCUUGACAUUUCUGCGACAUAGUUGCUUUGUCCGCAACUACACCAGAUCCGGUAAACGACCCCAGACGUUUCCUGCCGUGGCAGCGGGUCUUUUGGCCUCAUGACUUCGCGCCUAAUGGUUGCUUCCGGCCUGUGUGCAAUCCCAACUCCAAGUGGAGUUAGAAGACAACUGACGGCUUCCGAGACGUUCUUCACGUACGGAAGAGCCCGCCAACAUUUGGGACCGGUUGGAUUUGGUUCCUGGUGUCGUUUUCGUAUGCACUGGCUGACAAAGUUGCGCGGGUAACCGUGGGCUCUCAUUACCCCUCGAAGAUACUGUAAUUCAACAAACUUGUCCUCAAUUUCACUGCAGUGCGUCUCAACGCGCCGGUAAAGCGCCCUUACGCAACUGCGUUUGUGACUGAUCGGGUGGUUGCUAUUGAAGUUCAGUAUUUGCGUCGUAUUUGUCGCUUUCCUGAACACUUUGGUUUUUAGGCCACCACAAUCUUAGCGGCAUACGAGGUCAUCCAGGAAGGCCAGUUGGUUGUUUUCCUCCACCUCCAUCGUAAAUUGAAUGUCCGGGAAGACGGCGUUGAGAUGUUCUUUGAAUGUCAGCAUCUGAUCCCGUUCGAUGACGACGAAGGUGUCAUCCACAUACCGAGCCCAGAAUUUCGGUCUGUGGUGUCGGAAAACCAGCGACUCCAGUCGUUGUAGGACCGCCUCGGCGAUGAGUCCCGAAAUCGGCGAACCCAUUGGCGUUCCCUUCACCUGCUCGUAGAUUGUUCCGUCGAACGUGAAGUACGUCUUGAGACAGAACUUUAGCAGCUGGAUGAUUUAGGUGUGUCCGAGGCGAUUCUCCGUUUCGUCGUAUUUCUCUCGCAGGGGUAGUUCGAUGGUCUAGACUGCCAGGUGCUGUGGGAUAGAAGUAAGAAAGGGACGUGAUAUCAAAGGAAGCCAUGAUAUCGCUUGGCAGGAGACUUACUCCUUUAAGUUUCUCCAAGAAUUGCGUUGACAAGCUGACUGUGGUGUUCGAAUCGGAGGUCAGAAUCUUGAGGCGUCGGAACAGCCACUUUGCCAGUCUGUAGGUUGGAGUGCCAUUUAUUGAUACAAUAGACCGGAGAGGAACGCCCUCUUUGUGUACUUUUGGGAGACCGUAGAAUCGGGCUAGGGCCGUUUCUUAUGCUGUCGCCAUGCGUCGGUCGAUUGGCGAUAUUGCGCCUGAGUUCUCCAUUGCCAACAGUGUCGUGUUAAUCUCGCAUGUUAGCGUUUUUAUGGGUUUGGAUUCGUAUGGGACAUAGGACUGACGAUCCUCUAACAAGCUUUUGGUUUUUUGAUUGUAGUCUGUCCUGUCCAAUACGACCGCUAAACGCCCCUUUUCCGCAAGCACGAUAACGAGGUCGUUGUUGGUCCUGAGUUCCUUAAGUGCAUCGCGCUCGACCUUUGAAAGCACGUCGCGUGGCCUACGAGCCAUGAGGAGGAAGGACACUUGAUGUCGAAUGAGGUUCUUCGUUUCGUCUGUCGCUCCCGUCUGGCUGAAAAUUGAUUCCACUGCUGCGAUCAUGUUGGCAGGUUUGGCAUCGGCUGUGUUGAAUGAGGCCUCAUGCCGUAAAACCUGCAUUUGUUCCUCCGUCAGCUCCUUUGAUGACAAGUUGUGUACCAGUUUGUCGGUCUUGGAUGACAUUGGAGCAGGCAACUUACGAAAUUUGCCCUCUAGGGCUGCUUCGUGUGUUGUUUUCUAACGCAGUCGACACCUCGUUCAACAGCGACUGCGCGAGAUGCAGGACGUCUGGGCGGUUCGUAAGGCUGAGGAGAUCCAAGGAUACGCGGACCGCAACGAAUGGAAGAACUUCUUCGCCGCUAUCAAAACUGUCUACAGUCCACCGACCAAAGUCACUGCAGCUCUCCUCAGCUCCGACGGCAGUAACCUCCUGACUAAGAAGACACAAAUUCCACAACGCUGGACCGAGCACUUCCGAGGCGUCCUCAAUCGCCCUUCCACCAUCUCCGAUGCCGACAUCGCCCGUUUGCCGCAAGUGGAGACCAACAUGGACCUCGAUCUCCCGUCCACUCUCCACGAAACCAUCAGGGCUGUGCAGCAGCUCUGCAGCGGGAAAGCGCCCGAAUCGGACGCGAUCCCUGCUGAGAUCUACAAGCAUGGUGACCCACAACUAAUGGAUCACCUGACUUCGCUCUUCCAGGAGAUGUUGCGUCAAGAAGAAGUUCUGCAGGAUUUCAAAGACGCCACAAUCGUGCAUAUAUACAAGCGAAAUGGUAACCGCCUGCUCUGA
Molecule: messenger RNA, 3286 nt
Organism: Spirometra erinaceieuropaei
Lineage: Eukaryota; Metazoa; Platyhelminthes; Cestoda; Diphyllobothriidea; Diphyllobothriidae
Source: the annotation of a GenBank genome assembly